AGUACAGAACACACGAAGAAGAGUCCUGUUGAGCCUCGUGAAGCGGGAACUGACAGCCCCGUUUUCAUCAUGGACUGUGGUCAGGAUGAGUUGCUGUCUCCAGUGGUGCGAGAUGAGUUUGUGUCGCUCGCUGCUCGCAGGAUGAAGAAGGUGGCCUUCCCGUCACCUGACAGCGGCACCCCCAUCGCCUCCACAGUGACGCCUGCCCGCUCUCUGCUGAGGAACACUCCGGCUUCACUGUUCAGACAGGCUGUAACUCCCAGAUUUUCAGAUGUUUCCUCCAUCUUGGCUUCAGGAGGUCGAACGCCUCGAUACACACACACACCCAGAAACGCAUUCAGCAGUAUGGAUUUGGACGACAGUGAUUGGACCGCCUCUCCUGUGUCUGUGAUGGAGAACAUCAGCUCCUUCUCAGAAGACCUCACCGACCUCAGCUCGGCGCUACUGAAGGAGGACGACCCUGGAGAGGCUGCGGCCGCCAGUCUCUUCCCAGAGUUCCUCGCAUCCUUCCUGAAACACUCUUCCUCUGCGGUGUUUGAUCUGCUGGAGGACUACCAGACUCUCUGCCAGAAGAAGACGGACGUGCUGCUGUCCGUGGUCCUCAGAGCGGGUCAGAAGAGUAAGGCAGCAGGAGUCUACUGGCUGCUGCAGCAGGAGAACUGCUCCUGGAGACUCAUCACCUCGCUGUACAAGGACCGGGUCCAGUUGGCGCUGGAAGAUGACAUCACAGACAUGGUUGCUCCCAGUGAGAGUGAGAAGGUCGUGGUGGAGCGGCUGUUCCAGCGGGACGCCGUUGUACGUCAGAGUCAGCUGGUUGUUGAUUGGCUGGAGAGCAUCGCCAAGGAUCAGAUCGGAGACUUUUCCGACAACAUAGAAUACUAUGCCAAAAACGUCUGCUGGGAGAACACCCUCCACUCACUGAAGCUGAGGAGGAAGAGCGGCACUGCCUUCACCGUUCCCCUGGUCACUGAACUGGACCCAGAUGCUCCUCUGCGGCAGCAGCGCCCCCUGGCUGACCUGGACAGAGAAGAUGACGCCCGACUGCUGAAGAACCUGUUCACUCUGAUCAGAGCGGGGAUGACUGAGGAGGCUCAGAGGCUGUGUAAGCGCUGUGGUCAGGCCUGGAGAGCUGCAACCCUGGAAGGCUGGAAACUUUACCACGAUCCCAACAUGAACUCAGGCAGCGGGCAGCUGCAGCCUGUUGAAGGAAACCCUCAGAGAGGAAUCUGGAAGGCCUGCUGCUGGAGGAUGGCUGAGGAGGGGCAGUUACACAGAUAUGAGCGAGCUAUCUACGCCAGCCUGAGUGGAAACCUCAAACCGCUCCUGGUAGUGUGUGAGUCGUGGGAGGACUAUGUGUGGGCGCACUUCAGAGUGAUGGUGGACUCACUGGUUGAAAAAGAGCUGAUGUCAUCGGGAAUGGCCCACCAGGAAGUCGAGAUGCUGCCGCGGGAAUACCUGGAGGCCAACUGGACGAUGGAGAAGGUGUUCGAGGAACUUCAGGCAUCGGAGCUGAAGAGGGUGUUGGAGGAAACCAGAGAGCAUCACCACGUCAUCCAGAAGUUUGUCAUCCUGGGAGACCUGGACGGUCUGUUGGAGGAGUUUUCUGAUUGGCUGACAGCCUCUAAGCCCCUCCCCUCCCACCUGCUGCGUUUCAUGACUCACCUGCUGCUGUUCUUCCGCUCUCUUGGUGUGGCUCUGAAGGAGGAGGUGUGUGUGGACGUGGUGAAGGCGUACGUCUCCCUCCUGAUCCGGGAUCAGCAGACAGACCUCGUGGCGAGCUACGUCAGCCAGCUACCCGCCGAGCUUGCCACCAUUCAAUACGCUGCCUUCUUGGAGACCGUCACUCAGCCGGCACUCCGCCCCCGCUGCCUGCAGCUCGCCACUGAAGCUGGUCUGGAUGUCGCUGCGAUAACCAAGCUGGUGGUGGAGAUGGUGAGAGAGAGGGACGAAACCGAGUUCGCACAUCACAGCCAGACGCUGGAGACGGGAACGUCAAAGGAGGACCUGAGGAAGAUCGAUGUCAUCGACUGGCUGCUGUUUGACCCCGCCCAUCGAGCCGAGGCCCUGAAACAGUCCAACGCCAUCAUGAGGAAGUUUCUGGCUCUGCAGAAACACGACGCAGCGAAGGCGGUGUUCUCUAAAGUUCCUGAGGAUUCAAUGAGGGAGAUUUGCUGCCAGUGGUCGGGGAUGGGUCAGACCACGCCUCUACCUGCGGAGGACGAGAACGCCAUCAGAGAACACCUGUGUAUCAGAGCAUACCUGGAAGCUCACGAGGCGUUCACUGACUGGUUCAGCCACAGCAGCUCCGCCCCCCAGAAGCCAGCGCCCGCCCCUGAGGCCAAAUUCACAGAGAGAGUAGCCAAUGAGAUGCGAGAAAAGGAGUACCAGACCUCCCUGUCUGCCUGGUCGUGCCGUCUUGAAGUUCUAACCGAAGACGUGAAAGAGAGAAUCUACAACGUGCUGCUGUUCGUAGACGGAGGAUGGAUGAACGACAACCGACAGGAUUCAGAGCCAGAUUCAGAGCGCAGCCACCAGAUGGCGGCGCUACGUUCACUGUGUCUGCCCCGUCUCACCUUCCUGCUGCUCAGCGUGCUGCAGAACUCCUCCAGACACCAGGAGGCGCUGCGACUCGCUGACAUCAUCUCAUCUGACCAGCACCGCCUCUACCAGGUUUUCUCUAAAGAGGAGCUGAGGAGGUUUCUCCAGAAACUCAGGGAGUCGUCUCUUGCUCUGUUGGACCAAGGACUCGACCCACUGGGCUACGAGUUACAGCCAUGAACACACACACACACACACACACACACACACACUGAGCGGUGUUUGACUCACAGUUGAUUCUUUGGAUUGUGUUGUUUUUGUAAAAUAAAAAGUUUUUCUGUAGUUA
Molecule: messenger RNA, 2884 nt
Organism: Epinephelus lanceolatus (giant grouper)
Lineage: Eukaryota; Metazoa; Chordata; Actinopteri; Perciformes; Serranidae
Gene: nup107
Product: nucleoporin 107
Biological process (GO): mRNA export from nucleus; post-transcriptional tethering of RNA polymerase II gene DNA at nuclear periphery; protein import into nucleus
Cellular component (GO): nuclear pore outer ring; nuclear pore
Molecular function (GO): structural constituent of nuclear pore
Source: RefSeq, a predicted model, not a curated record